This is a messenger RNA of Jaculus jaculus (lesser Egyptian jerboa), 1875 nucleotides long. RefSeq names its product phosphatidylinositol glycan anchor biosynthesis class B (gene Pigb). Gene Ontology annotation, cellular component: endoplasmic reticulum membrane. Gene Ontology annotation, molecular function: alpha-1,2-mannosyltransferase activity. The transcript is spliced from 12 exons. The coding region runs from base 29 to 1636 and encodes 535 amino acids. Gene Ontology annotation, biological process: GPI anchor biosynthetic process. The record is from RefSeq and is a predicted model, not a curated record. Lineage: Eukaryota; Metazoa; Chordata; Mammalia; Rodentia; Dipodidae.
UCCUCCGCCGGCCUCGGGCGCGCGGGCCAUGGACCCCGAGCGCAGCCUCGCCUUCCGGGGCUUCCAGAAGCGCUCCCCCGAGAAGGUGAAGCUGCGGAAGAGGAAGUCCGCCUUGUACGCCGGCGCCCAGGACCAGGGCUCGGGCGGCCGCGGUCUUCUUGGAGAAAACACCUACCUUGUCUUGCUUACCGUGGCUUUCAGAGUACUUAACUGUGCCCUAGUUCAGACCAGUUUUGUUCCGGAUGAGUACUGGCAGUCUCUGGAAGUUGCCCAUCGCAUGGUCUUCAAUUAUGGUUACUUGACCUGGGAAUGGACAGAACAAUUAAGGGGUUACACUUAUCCCUUAAUCUUUGCAAGCAUUUACAAGAUUCUGUACCUCUUGGGGAAAGAUAGUGUUCAGUUACUGAUUUGGAUCCCCAGGCUUGGCCAAGCACUUCUGUCUGCUGUUGCAGAUGUGAGGCUAUACUCACUCAUGAAACAACUGGAGAACCAGGAAGUGGCAAGAUGGGUGUUCUUUUGCCAGCUGACCUCCUGGUUCACAUGGUACUGCUGCACCAGGACCCUUACAAACACCAUGGAAACCGUUCUUACUAUAAUUGCUCUUUUUUACUAUCCUCUGGAAGGCUCAAAGACCAGGAGCAGUGUUAAGUACUCAUCCCUGGUCGCACUGGCCUUCCUCAUCCGUCCCACAGCUGUCAUCCCGUGGGUUCCAUUACUCCUCAGACACUUCUGGCAAGAACAAAGCAAGCUGAAUCUUCUGCUACAUCAUUUCUUACCUGUGGGGUUUGUAACCUUGAGUUUGUCUCUGAUGAUUGAUCGGAUCUUUUUUGGACAAUGGACUCUGGUUCAGUUUAACUUUCUGAAGUUUAACGUGCUGCAGAACCUGGGGACGUUUUACGGCUCUCACCCAUGGCACUGGUACUUCAGCCAAGGGUUCCCAGUUGUACUGGGUACACACUUACCCUUCUUUGUGCAUGGCUGCUUGCGAGCCCCCAAGAGGCUCCAGACGCUUCUGCUGGCCGUGCUGUGGACGCUGCUAGUGUAUAGCAUGUUGGGCCACAAAGAAUUCAGGUUUAUUUAUCCAGUUGUACCAUUUUGUAUGGUGUUCUGUGGGUGCUCACUGGCCCAACUGAAGACACACAGGAAAGCAGCCCUGGGCUUCCUGCUCCUAUCAAACACAUCCCUCGCGCUCUACACCGGUCUGGUUCAUCAACGAGGCACUCUUGAUGUCAUGAGUCACAUUCAGAAACUCUGCCAGGACAGACCCAGCAAAGCUUCAGUGUUCGUGAUGAUGCCCUGCCACUCUACUCCUCACUACAGCCAUAUUCACUGUCCACUCGCAAUGAGAUUUCUCCAGUGUCCCCCAGACCUGACUGGGAAAACUCACUAUCUUGACGAAGCAGGCAUGUUUUAUCUAAACCCCUUGCACUGGCUGCAUCAAGAGUUUCAGCAUAACACAUCACUGCCCAGUCACCUGAUCAUCUUCAAUGUUCUGGAGAAGGAAAUAAGUGCUUUCCUAAUUUCAAGAAAUUACGAGAAGACUGCUGUUUUCUUCCAUACUCACUUGCCAGAGGGUCGAACUGGAAGUCACGUCUAUGUCUACGAACGAAAGUCAAAUGAAAAAUUCAACAGAUGAAGUUCUGAACUGUUCUGCAGAGAAACUGACAGUAUUGGGUGGGAACAUUCUGAUGGUAUUCAAACACAGUUAUCACCCAGUGUUAUUAAUGGAACUUGCCAUAAAUUAUGAUGGGCAACUUGACCAAAUAAUACCAGUACUAAGAAAUUGUGCAAAACAUCACAAAAAUUUUUUUUUAAAAAAUCACAUAUUAAUACAAUGCCAGAUUUUAAGUAAAGACCUUUAAUUUCCUCAUGGUA